CAGCGUAACAGCUGAGGCGGGAUUUUCGGCGUCCUCUUUGAGGCCGACAGUUUGGCCUCCCUCCGGCUCAUUCACUCUAUCCGCGGUUCCCGAGCGCUGCGGCGGAACCCUAGAGAUGGGACCGAGAAGGAUCGUUGUCCUCGCUGCACAGUGGCGGGGCUGAGGCUUGGCGCUGCUCCGAGUGACCCGGCCAACCCUGGGAUAGGGACCGCCAAGCCCGGGUCUCCGUUGUUCCCAGAGUCCAAUGGAGGCGGCCGCGCUGAGGGCCCAGGCUCAGGUUCCUGUGGCUGCAGAAGCUCUUAUGGAACCAAUACAGGUCCCAGGUUCUUGUCCCAUGUCGAAGAAGAAUGAGGUUACCUGGACAACUGAAGGAUGAGAAGGGUGGAGAAGAGUUUUUAUUGAAUGAUGAAACAGCUCUCAGCAGAAAGUGAACCCCAAGUGGGUGGCCCCUACCUGAAGUAGACCUCCCCACUCGAAGGGCACUGUGACCUUUGAAGAUGUGGCUGUGAACUUUUCCCAGGAGGAAUGGAGUCUCCUUAGUGAGGCUCAGAGAUGCCUUUAUCAUGACGUGAUGCUGGAGAACCUGGCACUUAUAUCUUCUCUAGGUUGUUGGUAUGGAGCUAAAGACGAGACACCUUCUAAGCAGACCCUUUCUAUACAACAAGAGUCCCCACUCAGGACACAUUGGACAGGUGUAUGUACCAAGAAGGUCCACCUCUGGGGAAUGUGUGGCCCUCUCCUGGGAGAUAUCUUACACCAGGGAACACAACACAAUCAGAAAUUGAAUGGGUUUGGGGCACGUGAAAAAACAUUGGAUGACGAUGCAAACCAUCAUCAAGAACAGAGGCGGCACAUAGGAGAGAAAUCGUACAGAAGCAAUGCCAAGGGAACAUCAUUUGUAAAGAACUAUAAAUUCCAUGUGUCACAUGAGCCAUUUAUCUUUCAUGAGGUUGGGAAAGACUUUUUGUCCAGCUUGAGAUUACUCCAACAAGAGGACAUUCACGCUUCAGGGAAGUCAAACUUUGAAACUAAGCAUGGGAUACCCCUUCAGGGUGGAAAAACUCAUUACAUCUGUGGAGAGUCCACAGUACCCUUCAGCAACAAACACUCACUUGUCCUUCACCAGAGACUUCUCCCUGGGGAAGGACCUUAUGUAUGCAGUGAUUCUGGGAAAUUCACUAGCAAAAGUAAUAGUUUCAAUAAUCACCAGAGAGUUCACACUGGAAAAAGACCUUAUCAGUGUGGACAGUGUGAUGAAUCAUUUUGGUAUAAGGCCCACCUCACUGAACACCAGAGAGUUCACACUGGAGAAAGACCUUAUGAGUGUGGAGAAUGUGAUAAAUCUUUUAGUCAUAAGCACAGUCUUGUUGACCAUCAGCGAGUUCACACUGGAGAAAGACCUUAUGAAUGUAAUGAAUGUGGGAAAUCUUUUAGCCAUAAGCGCAGCCUUGUUCACCACCAGCGAGUUCACACUGGAGAAAGACCUUAUCAGUGUGGAGAAUGUGGGAAAUCAUUUAAUCACAAGUGCAACCUCAUUCAGCAUCAGCGAGUUCACACUGGAGAAAGGCCCUUUGAGUGUACGGCAUGUGGGAAGUUAUUUAGGAGCAACUCCCACCUAAAGGAACACCAGAGAGUUCACACUGGAGAAAGACCCUAUGAGUGUAAAGAAUGUAGGAAGUCAUUUAGAUACAAGUCACACCUCACUGAACACCAGAGAGUUCACACCGGAGAAAGGCCAUACGAGUGUAGAGAAUGUGGGAAAUGUUUUCAUCAAAAGGGCAGUCUCAUUCAACAUCAGCAAAUCCACUCUGGAGAAAGGCCACAUGAGUGUGGAGAAUGUGGGAAAUGUUUUCAUCAAAAGGGCAGUCUCAUUCGACAUCAGCAAAUUCACUCUGGAGAAAGGCCACAUGAGUGUGGAGAAUGUGGAAAGUGUUUUCGUCAGAAGGGAAACCUCAUUAAACAUCAACGAGUUCACACAGGAGAAAGACAUCAUGAAUGUUGAAAAUUUGGCAAAUCUGUUGGUUAAAAGGGCACCCUCAUUCACCAUUCGUGAGAUCACACUGGAAAGUGCUUAUGAGUGUGGAGAAUGUGCAAAAUCAUCUAACCAAAAGGUUGGCCUCAUUCAACAAUAGCAAGAUCACACUCGGGGAAGGCUUUGUGAGUGUAGAGAAGGUAUGAAAUCCUGUACGUAGAAGGUUUGCCUCACUAAAUACCAGAGGGAUCACACUGGAGAAAGACCCUAUAGUUAUGGGGAAUUUGGGAAAUUACUUAACAAGAAGUCCCACCUCACUGAACACUACUGAGUUCACAGUUGAGAAAGGCCAUAUGACUGUAAGGAAUUUGUGAAAUUAUUUAGCCAGAAAAGCUGCAUUACUAUUCAUCAGAGAAUUUACAAUGGAGAAAGGCCAUAUAAAUGUAUAAUAAAUGUGAGAAAUCAUUUCCGUACAGCUCUGUGCUUCAUGUUCAUAAGAAUUCACACUGGACAAAGCCUUAUGAGAGCAGCGAGUAGAAAAUCCUUUGUGGGAAAACUCUGGUCUCAUUAAACACAGGAGAGUUCAUACUAGAGAAAGGCCUCAACAGUGUAGCAAGUGUGGAAAGACAUUUACCAGAAGCUCUGCCCUGCAAGUUCACACUAGAGAAAGCCCUUCUCCGUGAAGUAAAUUUGGAAAAUUGAUUAGUCAAACCUCUAUGCUCCUUCAAGAUCAGAGUUCACACCGGAUCAAGGCUCUAUGGUGUGACAAAUGUGGCAUAUUCUUUGUCUAAAUGUCUAACUUUAUUAUGCACAGACAAGCUCCUGCUGUGGAAGUGCCUUUUGAGUGCAGAGAAUUUGAUGAAGGCGUCACUCUUCUUUCAUUGGAUACCAGAAUGUUGACAGGAGAAAAAUAACAUAGGUGUGUGGGAAUAUUACUUCUUGUCCAGUGUAACUGUGGGAGAGAGCCCUUAUGAGGAUGCCAUCAACCUAUAUUGAAUGUCAUAUGUCCAAUAGCUGCAUAAAUUCCAGGUAUACUGAAGCUGUAUUGCAUUUCUCAUCUUGAGUACGUCCUUGCCAGAUUUAUUGCAUUCUUAGGUCUCUGGCAAAAGCCAUUUCACCUCUACCACUUGGCAGGUACCUACAGUGCAUCACUCAUGCACUCCAUCAUAUUCCAGAAAAAAAGUUCAAGUUGUCUCCCAUUCAGCAGUGGGAUUUUUGAGUAGCCUCUGUACUCGUUCCUUUCUCAUUUCUGUAUGAGGAGUUGGGUCAUGGACCUGACUCAGUUUUGGCCUAGAGCAGAAGUGUCCAAUCUUUUGGCUUUUUUGGUCCACAUUGAAAGAAUUGUCUUGUGCCACAUAUAAAAUACAUUGACACUAAUGAUAGCUGAUGAAUUAAAAAAAAAAAAAUCACACAAAACCCCUCAUAAUGUUUUAAGAAAGUUUACAAAUUUGUGUUGGGCUGCAUUCAAAGCUGCCCUGAGAUAAUGCGGCCCACAAGCUGUGGCUUGGACAAGCUUGGCCUAGAGAAUUUUUCUGAUUACCUGACAAGAUGGGCUGUCUUUCCUAGGAAUCUCAUGAUUCUCACGAUUCUUAAGAUGGAAUUUUCUAGCCUCUAACUCACCAACCCAAGUACAAGCUGCCUCUCAUUGUUCUAGUUUCUGCUAUGAUGCAGUCCUUAUUUAAGCUUCCUUCAAUCUUGGGAAUUGUGUUGACUGUAUUGUGUGAAUUGUAUAUUUACUGCAUUGUGUGGCUUAGAUACAACAUGGUUCUGGUACCAUGAAAGUUUGUUGGGAUUACUAAACUGUGUGACUCUUAGGGGACAGUAUGAAGGCAGAAUAUAGCUCUACAUUUGUGGCCUAGUUUGGAUGGCUGCCUGAGGCCUCCAAAGAAAGACUUCAGGGCUUUGUGAUCUUUAUUUUUAGACCAAAUAUUGCAAUAUGUGUUUUCAUAAAUUAACCUGAGUAAGGGACAGUUUUUGUGACACACUUUGGUGCUUCUGAGAACAGCACAAAAUUAUUCUCUUGUUUAUAAGGGAUAUUGCAUUCUGCUCAGUACUGGUGAGGGAAAUCUCUUCUCAAGUCCUAUAGUGCAUUCAUGUGUCCUGAAGUCCAGAAUUCUGUAGGAUAGUGUCCUACAUUAUAAGCCUGGAGGAAGAAAUCAUAAUUCUUUAAUUUUUACUUUUUUAGGGACAUGAUGUCACUCUGAAACUCAGGCUGGAAUACACUGGCAUGGUCAUACCUCACUGCGGCCUCAAACUGCUGGGCUCAAGUGAUCCUCCUGCCUCAGCCUCCCGAGUACCUGAGAUUAGCCCAGGUAAUUUAAGAAUUUUUUAUAGAGAUAGGGUUUUGCUAUUUUACCCUGACUGAUGUUCAACUCCUGGCUUCAACUAAUCCUCUAGCAUACGCCCUUGAAAGCACUAGGAUUACAGGUGUGAGCCACCAUGCCCAGUCCACAAAUAAUUUUUAUAGAAUUAGCAUUUCUAGGUAGUAAAGCAGACUGCAACAGAAUAGUUGGGAUACACUUUUUUUUUAAAAAGGCAUCCACAAUGAUUCAGUCACUAUGUCUGUGAUGGAUAAGCAGGUAUAGAAAUUUUCAGGACCUCCAUAAUUAUGAAUCUAGUGUAGCUUAGGUCAUUGUCAGAGUAAAUCUAAAGGUUUUGUGGAUUUCUGUAGCCUAUCUGGGCUGCUUAUCAAAAAGCCAUCCCUGAAUUAGUAGGAGGAAGAGGAUAGGGAGUCCAGUGAUGUGGCCUUUGCAACCAGCCAGCAUUCCAAUUAGGUGGAAAUGAUCUUCCUGGCUCAUAAGUAUUUGGUAUCACACAGGCUAGUUGCCCGCCUUAGGGCAUGAUGAGAGUUAGUAGAGUCAAUGUAGAAUCACAUAACCUGUUUAUCAAAAAUAAUGUUAGAUAGUUCUUUCAAAUUAUAUUUUUAAAGCUGUUAUAAGACUGGGCAUGGUGACUUAUGCCUGUUACCCCAACACCUUGGGAGUCCAAGAUGGGAGUAUUGCUUGAGGUAAGGAGUUUGAGACUAUCCUGGGUCCCAUAAUAAGACCCUGUCUCUUAAAAAAUAAAUAAAUAUCUUUCUCUCUGGCCUCUCCAUCCUCCAGACAAUCACUGAAUUACAAUAUUUGCUUAACAGUAGAUUAGUGUCAAUUUUCUGGAAUGUUAUAUGACUGAUAUAACAUGUUUCCUCUUUUCAUACCUGAGUACUCUCCUGAGUCCUGUUUAUUUUGAUGUUCUUAUUUUUUCUUUAUUAUUUUUAUUUCACAUAGCAGGGAUGCAUAUUUUGACAUUCAUCAAUCAUGAUAUAUGAGUAGUUCAUUCUUUUUAUCUUAGAAUUUGACAUGCUAUGGAAAUCGCUGUAAGAAUUCAUCUGCUUAUGGAUAUGUUAUUGCUUCUCGUUUUUGUCUGUUAGGAAUAAAACUGCUUGUUACACACAUUUGAAUGCAA
This is a messenger RNA of Cercocebus atys (sooty mangabey), 5416 nucleotides long. It is a transcript of the gene ZNF776, whose product is annotated as zinc finger protein 776. Gene Ontology annotation, molecular function: DNA-binding transcription factor activity, RNA polymerase II-specific; RNA polymerase II cis-regulatory region sequence-specific DNA binding. Gene Ontology annotation, cellular component: nucleus. The coding region runs from base 572 to 2002 and encodes 476 amino acids. The transcript is spliced from 5 exons. Lineage: Eukaryota; Metazoa; Chordata; Mammalia; Primates; Cercopithecidae. The record is from RefSeq and is a predicted model, not a curated record. Gene Ontology annotation, biological process: regulation of transcription by RNA polymerase II.